AGUGCCCGGGCUCUCAGCCAGGCCCCGUUUCUGCUGACUGGACAGCCUCCCCCAUGAGCUCACGCUUUUGGACGAAUCCCCUGACGCCUGCAUCCUGUCCCGGGCGUAUAUAGGGAGGGCCCCACGCCCGGCUCCCCACUGUGCCACCCAGAGGCCUGCUGAGUCCCGGGUCCUGCAGCCCCGACGCCCACCAUGGACAUCGCCAUCCAGCACCCCUGGUUCAGGCGCGCCCUGGGCCCCUUCCACCCCAGCCGGCUCUUCGACCAGUUUUUCGGCGAGGGCCUCUUCGAGUGCGACCUGCUGCCCUUCCUGUCCUCUACCGUCAGCCCCUACUACCGCCAGUCCCUGUUCCGCACCGUGCUGGACUCUGGCAUCUCUGAGCUCAUGACCCAUAUGUGGUUUGUAAUGCACCAACCACAUGCUGGAAGCCCCAAGAGCAACCCCACCAAGGUCCGAUCCGACCGGGACAAGUUUGCCAUCUUCCUGGACGUGAAGCACUUCUCCCCGGAGGACCUCACCGUGAAGGUGCAGGAGGACUUCGUGGAGAUCCACGGCAAGCACAGCGAGAGGCAGGACGAUCAUGGCUACAUCUCCCGCGAGUUCCACCGCCGCUACCGCCUGCCUUCCAGCGUGGACCAGUCGGCUCUCUCCUGCUCCCUGUCUGCCGACGGCAUGCUGACCUUCUCUGGCCCCAAGGUCGCAUCUGGGGGGGACGCCGGCCACAGCGACUGCGCCAUCCCCGUGUCGCGGGAGGAGAAGCCCGGCGCUGCCCCCUCGUCCUGAGCUGGGCCUCCUGUCGGCUGCCACCCGCUGCUGCCCCUGCGACCAUCCAUCGGGGGAGCCCUAGAACGGGGCAUUUGUCUUCCUUCUCUUUCCUCCUUCACGUUUCCUUCUCCUCUUCUCCGAGGGAAUGAGGGUUUGAGGGCGUAGGUCGAGGUGCUGCGACCUCAGGGUGACCCAGACCCCAACACCGGCCAGUUGGUGGGAG
Messenger RNA from Myotis lucifugus (little brown bat), 988 nucleotides. It is a transcript of the gene CRYAA, whose product is annotated as crystallin alpha A. Gene Ontology annotation, molecular function: structural constituent of eye lens; protein folding chaperone. The coding region runs from base 193 to 783 and encodes 196 amino acids. NCBI's taxonomy places the organism in Eukaryota, Metazoa, Chordata, Mammalia, Chiroptera, Vespertilionidae. The transcript is spliced from 4 exons. Gene Ontology annotation, biological process: protein refolding; lens development in camera-type eye; response to heat. The record is from RefSeq and is a predicted model, not a curated record.